Molecule: messenger RNA, 3645 nt
Organism: Cinclus cinclus
Lineage: Eukaryota; Metazoa; Chordata; Aves; Passeriformes; Cinclidae
Gene: GPD2
Product: glycerol-3-phosphate dehydrogenase 2
Exons: 17
Coding region: 1-2178 (725 amino acids)
Biological process (GO): glycerol-3-phosphate metabolic process
Cellular component (GO): mitochondrion; glycerol-3-phosphate dehydrogenase (FAD) complex
Molecular function (GO): calcium ion binding; glycerol-3-phosphate dehydrogenase (quinone) activity
Source: RefSeq, a predicted model, not a curated record
AUGGCAUUUCAGAAGGCGGUGAAAGGAACUGCUCUCAUUGGAGGAGGUGCCAUAGCAACAGUUUUUGGCCUCUCUCAAUUUUCUCAGUAUAGAAACAAACAUGGUGCCUUGGUGCAGGUUCAGGCUGCAGAAGGUGCUCCAGUGAGGAAGGACCAUCUCCCCAGCAGAGAGCAGCAGAUUCAGGCCCUGCAGAGCGGCGGGGAGUUCGAUGUCCUGGUCAUUGGUGGGGGAGCCACGGGCUGUGGCUGUGCCUUGGAUGCAGCCACCAGAGGACUAAAAACAGCCCUUCUAGAAAGAGAUGAUUUCUCAUCAGGGACCAGCAGCAGGAGCACUAAAUUGAUCCAUGGUGGAGUGAGGUACCUCCAGAAGGCCAUCAUGAAGUUGGAUUUUGAGCAGUACAGGAUGGUGAAGGAGGCUCUGGAGGAGCGAGCACACCUGCUGAAGAGCGCUCCCCACCUCUCAGCCCCGCUGCCCAUCAUGCUCCCCAUCUACAAGUGGUGGCAGCUGCCAUACUACUGGGUUGGCAUAAAGCUCUACGACCUGGUGGCUGGCAGCCAGUGCCUGAAGAGCAGCUAUGUCCUCACCAAGGCCCGGGCCCUGGAGCUGUUCCCCAUGCUGCGCAGGGACAAGCUGGUCGGAGCCAUUGUCUACUACGAUGGACAGCACAACGACGCACGAAUGAACCUGGCCAUCGCCCUGACCGCCGCCCGCUACGGCGCAGCCACGGCCAACUACACCGAGGUACGGCAGCUGCUCAAGGGAACGGGCACGGACGGGCGGCAGCGCGUCUGCGGGGUGCGCUGCAGGGACGUGCUCACGGGGAAGGAGUUCGAUGUCAGAGCCAAGUGUGUUAUCAAUGCCACGGGACCUUUCACUGACUCGGUGCGCAAAAUGGAUGAUGAGGAGGUGCCCAACAUCUGCCAGCCCAGUGCAGGCGUGCACAUCGUGAUGCCUGGGUAUUACAGCCCUGACAACAUGGGGCUGCUGGACCCGGCCACCAGCGAUGGCAGAGUGAUCUUCUUCCUGCCCUGGGAGAAGAUGACGAUCGCAGGGACCACGGACAGCCCCACGGAUGUCACCUCCCACCCCAUCCCCACGGAGGAGGACAUCAACUUCAUCCUGAGCGAAGUGCGCAACUACCUGGGAGCAGAUGUGGAAGUGAGAAGAGGAGACGUGCUGGCAGCCUGGAGCGGCAUCCGGCCCCUGGUCACCAACCCUGACUCCAAGGACACGCAGUCCAUCUCCCGGAACCACGUGGUGACCGUCAGCGACAGCGGCCUCAUCACCAUUGCAGGUGGGAAGUGGACAACGUACCGUGCCAUGGCCCGGGACACCAUCGAUGCUGCCAUCCAGGAGCACAAGCUGCAGGCAGGCUCCUGCCAAACCAUGGGGCUGCAGCUGGAGGGGGCUCAGGACUGGAGCCCCACGCUCUACAUCAGGCUGGUGCAGGACUAUGGACUGGAAAGUGAGGUAGCUCAGCACCUGGCUUCCACCUAUGGGGACAAGGCUUUUGAGGUGGCCAAAAUAGCCCAGGUGACAGGGAAGAGGUGGCCUAUUGUUGGGAAACGUCUGGUGUCUGAAUUCCCUUACAUUGAAGCUGAGGUGGUGUACGGGGUCAAGGAGUACGCCCGCACCGCCGUGGACAUCAUCUCCCGCCGCACCCGCCUGGCCUUCCUCAACGUGCAGGCUGCUGAGGAGGCACUGCCCAGGGUCGUGGACAUCAUGGCCAAGGAGCUCAGCUGGUGCGAGCAGAAGAAGAAGGAACAGCUUGAAGCUGCUAAAACAUUUCUGUACUAUGAGAUGGGCUACAAAGUGAAAACAGAUCAAUUAACAGACAGCUCUGAGAUCAGCCUGGUGCCUUCAGAUAUUGAGAGGUACAAGAAGAGGUUCCACAUGUUCGACAAGGACAAGAAGGGCUUCAUCACCAUCCUGGACGUGCAGCGUGUGCUGCAGAGCAUCAGCGUGCAGAUGGAUGAGAACACCCUGCACGAGAUCCUCAACGAGGUGGAUCUCAACAAGAACGGGCAGGUGGAGCUCAACGAGUUCCUGCAGCUGAUGAGUGCCAUCCAGAAGGGCCGUGUGUCUGGCAGCAGGCUGGCCGUGCUGAUGAAGAGUGCUGAGGAGAACCUGCGGCGCCGCCAGGCCAUCCCCGUGGACCGCAGCGGAGGGGGGCUCUGAGCCCGGGGGCUGCCAGAGCCUUCCAGGGCUCCUGAUUCCCCUGGGCAGCUCUCCCAAAAGACUUUGGGGCUGAGGAAGGGUCAGUUGGCACAUCUGACACCCCAGGGAUGUUUGGAUGGACAUAGGGGUUUGCUCCUGUGGUCCUGGAGGCUUUUCCUUCUGAGCUGUGUUCCAGAAUGUUCAGGUGAAGGAUGGAGUGCUUGUGUUUCCAAACCCACAGUAACAGAUUUCACACAUCCUGCAGAAUGGAGGGAAAUGAGUGUAUAACACACAAUAAUUUUGGCUCAGUGAGUGAGGGAAGGGCUUCAGGAUUCUACUAUUUACAAAAGUUUAAGGGAAAAAAAAAAACAAAGUAAAGUCACAAGACCUUUUCCAGACUACGUGAAGAAAAAAUAUUUCCAAUAUUGAACAGGUUUUUUGUAAAGAAAAAAUAUUUUCACUAUUGAACAGCUUUUGUACAGUUUAAAGAGAAAUUCUCCACUCCUCUCUAGCUGGAAUUGUUAAAAGAAUAACCUGAAUUUACCUGGAAAGCAAGAUUUCUGUGUUGUACCCAAAGUACGUUCUCUGUUCUCUCCUUUUGCUAAUCUUGCAUCUGGAAUGUGACUGUGGGGUUGUCCUGGCUCUGUGUGUCCCUGGGCAUGGAUUUGCUUUGUGUCACCUCCUGCUCCCCUGCAGUGACAGGGACAACUGCAUGUGCUCCCCCAGCAGCUGCAUCUGCACAUGGAAAACUCCCAAGUGUUCAUUUAUCCAGUUCUGUCUGUUGGCUUUGCUCUUUGGGGGGUUUUAUGUGAAUGUACUGUGGGAAGAGUUGUGUGAUGUCACUGUCUUGCUGUGCUGAUCUGGGAUGGAAAAGCAGGAAUGGGAUGAUUUUAUUUUUUUUUUUUUUUGGUGAAGUGGAAGAUUUCUGGCUUUUCUGUGGGUAUUUUGUAUUUUCAAUAACCUGGCCUUGUGGGGAGGGGGGAUCCACGCAGUGUCUGGGUGUGUAUAAAUGUGUGUACAGACACACUGCAGGUUUACACGGGGCACUCAGGUCUGUCAGCAGGUUCCUGUUGCAGCCUGGGCUGUUCAGUGCUGUGUUUGAAGCUGGGUUGUCGUUUUUAUAACUGUCCUGGUGUUUUCCUGCCAUUAUUUAUUACCUUUGAUAUCUGGAAUGAGCCGCAUGCGUUUAUUGAGCAAUAAGAGGAUGUAUUUAAUGUGCCUUGUUUUCAACUGAGUCAGGACUGGAAGCAUGAAUCAAUAAAACUGGUUAAGAACACUCCUUUCGCUGGCAGUUUGUUAUGUCAGGUGCAAAAAUACCUCGGGGUGGCCCUGGAGAAGUUUCUUUGGGAAGGAGGAUGAGGGGAUGGAUGUGUUUGGUGAAGAGAUGUCCCCUCUCAGCCCAGAACUGAGUGCUGGGCAGUGUCAGAGUGGGAGUGAGGAGUGAGUGCAGCCCUUGGGGUGCUCCAGGUGAGGAAUCCUGCACUGCCC